UUUCACGUAACUAUAGCACUCGUGUCGUGCAAGUAUAUAGGGUGGAUAAUGAAAUUGGAGCACACAAGAAAACGGAAGCAAAUAAAAUUGAGAAACAUCAUUCCUCAAAAGUCUUUGUUUUCCAAACGCUCUGCCAUUCCGAUCUCAUUGACAUCCCUUCAUAUCUAAUGUGCUCUUCUAUUCAAUAUCAGUGUGACAUAAGGAGUCAAAUCUGCUAAACUUGAUCCUGAGAUACUCUCAAGUCUUGUGGCAAAAGUUUAUCAUCAAUGGACGAUGCUGGAGUCUCGAAAUUAACUGCUAAAUUGAAGGAAAUAUUUCAAAAGUGGCAAGUGGGUUAUAAAGAGGGCAAUGAUGAACAUUCUGGUGUGAAUCAUGGGGGAAUAUCACCUAUGAUUAACAAAAGGUUAAACAGUUUAAUGUCUUUUGAUUCUGAUGAAGAUAGCUGCAAUAGUCCUAAAGCACCGCACGAUGUUCCCAAAGGAUACUUAGCUGUCUAUGUUGGUCCUGAGCUUAGGAGAUUCAUCAUUCCAACAAGCUACCUUAGUCACUCUCUUUUCAAAAUGUUGUUGGAAAAAGCUGCUGAUGAAUUUGGUUUUAAUCAGUGUGGUGGACUUACAAUUCCAUGUGAAAUUGAAACCUUUAAAUACCUUCUCAGCUGUAUGGAGAAUACUCAGCUUCAUCAUGAUCACACCUCUUCUGGAAACACAGGAACUGUGGAAGAGAGAAUAAACUAAUAUGAUACUUAAGAGGUGCAAAUCUUAAUGCUGGUUUCAAGUGUGAAGAAAGUUUCCCUUGCUUCCAUCUUUUUUUUUGGUUUGAUUUCAUGUGAGAAAUGAUAGAAUAACCUUGUUACUUUGUUAGAAAUAUUUAUGUUUCCUUUACAAAAAUUCAAUUUAUUGAUACAAUGAUUGUAUUCUUUAUAUGCUUCUGUAUUUAAGAACUGUAUCUCAUAUUAUUGUCCUAAUCCUUGUACUUUGCUUUCUAAA
This is a messenger RNA of Medicago truncatula (barrel medic), 986 nucleotides long. RefSeq names its product auxin-responsive protein SAUR71. The record is from RefSeq and is a predicted model, not a curated record. Gene Ontology annotation, biological process: response to auxin. NCBI's taxonomy places the organism in Eukaryota, Viridiplantae, Streptophyta, Magnoliopsida, Fabales, Fabaceae. The transcript has 3 exons. The coding region runs from base 267 to 734 and encodes 155 amino acids.